This is a messenger RNA of Sabethes cyaneus, 5796 nucleotides long. RefSeq names its product cholesterol transporter ABCA5-like. Gene Ontology annotation, cellular component: membrane; intracellular membrane-bounded organelle. NCBI's taxonomy places the organism in Eukaryota, Metazoa, Arthropoda, Insecta, Diptera, Culicidae. Gene Ontology annotation, molecular function: ATP binding; ATP hydrolysis activity; lipid carrier activity. The record is from RefSeq and is a predicted model, not a curated record. Bases 1 to 5796 code for a protein of 1931 amino acids. The transcript has 11 exons. Gene Ontology annotation, biological process: transmembrane transport; lipid transport.
AUGGGAAAAGAACUGCUAAACAAUAGCUCAUUCUGCCAACAGCUGGGAGCGACACUAGUGCGCAAUUUUAAACUGAAAAUCAGAGACUCCAGGAAAACGAUUGCCGAAGUAUUUCUACCGCUGUACACGCUCGGCACGCUGAUAGUGCUGAAGAUACUGAUUCCCAAUCCUAACUUUCCCGCCAUAACGGAACCACGCGGAGCGGCAUCACUUUUCGAACAUUUUCAGCACCACAAAGCCCACACCAUCGCGGUUCUGCCGCAGCCAAAUUCAUCUACAACUUUGCAAUUCCUGAACGAAGCCAACGAGCUGUGGCUGUCGAAUCGGCACCACUCGGCCGGCAUCCAUCCGAUCAAAUGGAUCGUGUACGAUACGCAGGACGAACUGCUGGCCGCGUACUGGCGCGAUCCGGACAAGAUGCCGCUGGCGUUGAUCUUCCACAGCGAGGAUCCCAUGUACGGCCAGCUGCGCUACGAAAUCCGUACGAAUCCGUCGUUCUUCGUGACGCCCUCGACCACGGAGCUGUACUCGUCGCUCGUCACCUGCCGCCAAUCGGACAGCUACUGGUCGGCCGUGAUACCGAUCGAAACCGGCGACUCGUGCCCGGUGAAUCAGUACUACUAUUCCGGGUUUGUCGCACUGCAAACGCUGCUGGACUACACCAAAAUCAAGAUCGUAACGCAAAACGAUGACAUUCAGAUACCUCACAUUACACUAGAGAUGUUUCCUAAGGAAGCCUAUACGGGUAAUUGGAUGGUUGCAUUUAGACUAGUGAUACCAAUCUACAUGGUGAUGGCACUGUCCCAGUUUAUCACAUAUCUGCUAAUACUGAUCGUCGGCGAGAAGGAGAACCACAUCAAGGAGGGUUUGAAGAUUAUGGGCUUACGGGAUUCCGUGUUCUGGUGCGGCUGGUUUAUCAUCUAUGCAGUGUUUGUGACUUUCCUAACGUUUGUGUCUGUAAUAUUGCUGUUUUCGCUUGGCGUUUUCCAAAACACCAACUAUCUGCCGGUGUUCAUUUUGAUCCUACUCUAUAGCUUCUCGGUGAUUCUGAUAGGCUUCAUGAUUACGCCGUUUUUUGAUAACUCUAGGACCGCCGGUAUUUUGGGCAAUUUUGCGGUUAACAUCAUGUCGCUGCUGUACUUUUUGCAAGUGUUCAUUGACGAUACGCACACUUCAGCUGCCUUGUGGACGGUGUCUCUGAUAUCGCCUACCGGAUUCGCGCUGGCGAUGGACAAGAUUCUGGUGCUGGAUAUAUCGGGACAGGGCGUUACGUUGGACAAUCUGUGGACCGGACCGGGCAUACCGAUCGGUGGAUCUAUUCUGAUGCUGGUAGUUGACAUUCUGCUGUACGCAGCGUUGGCAUUUUACUUUGACUGCGUCAUUCCCUCGGAGCACGGAACCAAGCAGCGCCCGUGCUUCUGCUUUAGUCGUCACUAUUGGUGUAAGAAGAAAGUGCCAAAAGUACCGCUCCUGAAUGGUGAGUCGGCGAACUCCUUCGUAAAUUUGGAUGAGCAAACGCGUGAUAUUGAGCCAGUUUCGCGAGAGAUGCGUGGCAAGGAAGCCAUUCGGAUAGUGGAUUUGUACAAAACGUUCCACUCCUGCCGGAAACCGGCGGUGAAUGCAGUGAACGGUAUAAAUUUGACCAUCUACGAGGGACAAAUAACGGCGAUUCUGGGACAUAAUGGUGCAGGCAAGAGCACACUUUUUAACAUACUGACUGGUUUGACCUCACCGACCUCGGGAACGGUCUAUAUUUUUGGGUACGAUAUUCGUGAUCCAAACGAUAUGACGAUGAUUCGUCGGAUGACCGGAGUUUGUCCGCAGCACGAUAUAUUGUUUGAAACGUUGACACCAAAAGAGCAUCUGUACUUUUUCGCAGCAGUUCGUGGGAUUGCUCCGAACUUGAUAGAUAGUGAGGUGAAGAAAACAUUACGGGACAUUGAUCUAUUUGAUUCGGCCGAAACGCGGGUGAAGUAUUUAAGUGGAGGUCAGAAGCGGAAGCUUUCCGUCGGUAUUGCCAUCAUCGGGGACCCGAAGAUCAUUAUUUUGGACGAACCAACGGCUGGGGUUGAUCCGUAUUCCAGGCGACACAUGUGGUCUAUCUUGCAAAACCGAAAACAUGGUAAGGUAAUCCUGCUGACGACGCACUUCAUGGAUGAGGCGGAUAUUCUAGCCGAAAGGAAGGCCGUUGUUUCGAGGGGUCGUCUCCGUUGCUGUGGUUCUUCUCUAUUUUUGAAGAAUAAGUUUGGUGUGGGAUACCACUUGACGUUGGUUCUGGACACGUGCGCCUGUGAAACGUCUAUUACUAAGCUGGUUAACGAGCAUGUGCCAAAAGCGGAGAAGGCUAGACGACACGGAAGAGAACUCAGCUACAUACUACCACACGACGCUGUCAAUUCAUUCGUAUCACUGUUUGACGAUAUUGAGAAGGAAAUUAGAACCAAGCAAAUGAAGUUGGGAAUUUGUUCGUACGGCGUGUCAAUGACUACACUGGAGGAAGUGUUUUUACAUUUGGAAACACAGCGGGAGGAAGAACAGAAGGUCGGAACCGAAGAGGAAGACGAACAGGAGGGGGCCUAUGCUGACAGCAUAAGCCGAAAAGUGAUGAAAAAUCGAGCUUUGCCAAGAAGUCUAUCGCUACAGGAACGAAGCAAUAGUUAUCAAUCGCUGAAAAACGACACCAAAAAUCUGCUUGAAAAGCAGAACACGGAGAAUAAAUCUUCGCUCCCGGACAACGGGCUGGACUUCGAAACAAUCAUACCGGUGAACGGACUGACGAACGACGUAGAGGUUGUUAGGAGUGAGAAAGGUUCGGCAGCUCCGUCGCCAAACUUGAAAAUUCACCGAAAACGACAGCACAGCAGAUCCCGGAACGGGGUCAGCAAAAGCACCAAAAGCAUCUACGAGGAUCCUACCCACACCUCGUCCUCGGUUGUGAAACUGAACAGUCAAAACAAAACGAACUGGAUGGAUCUGGAUGACAUCGAGCUGCGACCAUCCUGUUUCGACACCAUCGUAGCCCUAUUAAAGCUUAGAAUUACAAUACUCUUUCGGGACAUUCAACGCCUAUAUCUGCUAAUCAUCCUACCGCUGGCGUUUACAGCCCUUGGCUUAUACCUAAACUCCAUUCAGGUGAUCUCACCGGUAAUGCGUUCAAUCAUGCUGGACAACGGCACGUACGGCAGCAACAUCACAAAAAUUGCGGUACACGACAAUACCAAUCGACUGCUCUCGCAGCACACGCUCUACCACCAUCACCAGCUGCAGCCGACGCCGUCGCCGCUUCUGCUGCAUCAGAAACACCACCAGCAUCAGCACCAGGCCCAGCAGCAGUCCAAGGAAUCGUCAUAUCUCUACCAUCGUUUCAUCGACGAACUGAAGCAAUCGGCGAAUGUCACCGAAGACUACAGCGGCAACUUUUCGCUGCUGCUCCAAAUGGCGCCCCACAUGGCGGCCUUCAACGUCAACACUAUAUCAUGGUCAAAUGUGUCAAUAACUACUCUGUACAAUGAUACCACUCAACACAGUCUCCCAAUAAUCUUAAAUCUAAUAAGUAAUACCUUGCUGCGGAUGUUCGUGAAAGUCGGUACGCCACCGGUCGCAUCACAAGCGGUGUACCGUCAUCAGCGAGUUACCGUAGGUAGGCAGCAGCAGUACGGAACCGUUGACUACGGUGACGAUAUGCCCCAGGGGGAUGAACCGCUGGACACGGCAUCGUCCAUUACGCCAUCGGUUGGUGGCUCUGCCACCGGAGGUGGAGUGGAAUCAGUGCUCAACAUCGAACUGCAUUCGCAUCCCUUCCAGCAGACCGCACAGCCGCAGGAGUUCAACAUUGGCACGUUCUCCUCUGCUCUAUUCGUCGGUAUGAUCUUCGUGCUGAUUCCGGUUUCGCUGGCCGUCGAUAUGGUGUACGACCGGGAGAUGAAGGCUAAAAACCAGCUGCGCGUGAACGGCCUGUCGUCGGCCGUCUAUCUGUCGGCUUACUUUAUCGUGCUGUCCGGGCUGAUGCUGCUGAUAUGCGCUGCUUUGCUUGGGCUGGUAUUUCUGUUUGAUAUACCCUCCUUCAGACAGCCACCGGCACUGAUUUCACUAGGUUUGCUAGUGUUCCUGUAUUCCCCUGCGGGGAUUUUGUGUUCUACGUGCUUUUCAUACUUUUUUGAUCGCACGGACUCGGCGCAGUCCAUCCUACCUAAUAUUCUAACCUUUGUCGGACUGAUCCCCUUUAUUUUGGUAGUGUUUUUAGAUAUGCUAGGAAUUGAGGUUAAAGCCGCUAUCGCUUUGCACUACGUAUUCUCGCUUCUCAACCCGAUGUACAUCCCGUACGCGGCGGUGUAUUUUGUCGAUCGGGUCUACAUCGCGUGCCGGUUGAGUUCCGCCUGUGCGGAGCUCUCCAUGGCGCACUACAUGACCGAGGAGAUGAUCGUGAUGGCCUGCGGCUGUUUGUUGCACAUCCCCAUCUGGGCAUUCUGUCUGCGUGUGUCGGACCUUGUCAAAAGUGGAGGUCGUGUGAGGGAUAUGUUCCAUCGAGCCACGAAUGAAGAAGACAUCGUUACGGAGGAGCAAUGCAUUGGAGAGUACGAGGAUGAGGAUGUUAGAAAUGAGCGUGCAAAAAUCUUUCGAUUGUCUUGUCAGGAGCAGAACGACCAACCGCAGCCUGUAGUUCUGGUGAAGAAUUUGCGAAAAGAAUUCUCGCAGGAGUCGUUGUGUGGGAGCGCGUCCUGUUGCUGCUGUGCCGACGAUGAACCACCAAGAAAGAAGGUUUCCGUGCGCAGUUUAUCGUUUGCCGUGGACGCUGGCGAGGUGUUGGGACUGUUGGGUCACAACGGGGCAGGAAAAACGACCACCAUGAAAAUAAUGACCGGAGAAACGAUUCCCACCAGAGGAACGGUUCGGGUAGCCGGCCACAGUAUUACCAUCAAUCAGGACGAUGCGUUCAAAACGUUAGGCUAUUGCCCGCAGCACGAUGCACUGUGGAAGAACAUUACGGUUCGUGAACAUCUGGAACUGUACGCUCGUAUCCGGGGUGUGACUAGAAAGGAUUUGAACCAUCUGGUGACCACCUACCUCACCGGAUUGCACAUAAACGAGCAUGCCAACAAGCAAACGCAACACUGCUCCGGAGGAACACGUCGGAAACUCAGCUACGCUAUGGCAAUGGUCGGAGCUCCCAAGGUGGUCCUGCUAGAUGAACCAUCCACCGGAAUGGAUCCCAAAUCGAAGCGAUUCCUGUGGGAUACAAUACUGGCCAGUUUCCAUGGAACUCGGUGUGCCAUGCUGACCACCCAUUCUAUGGAGGAAGCGGAUGCACUUUGCUCACGCGUUGGUAUUAUGGUGAAAGGCGAACUGAGGUGCCUUGGCUCGACACAGCAUUUGAAGAACCUGUACGGAGCCGGCUACACGCUCGAAAUCAAGCUGAAGCACGUCGAAAGUGUGUACAGCGAGACGCCCAUCGAAAGUCAACCCAGCAGCAGCCAGGAGCAGCUGCAGCUCGAUCAGAGCGUGGAUCACAUCGCCGCAACGCCGGUCAUCAGCAAUUGCAUCGACAACCGGUCGAUGGCGUUGCGUAACUUUGUAACCGAUCUCUUCCCGAGUGCCACACUGGAGGAAAGUUUCGCCGAUCGGCUGGUCUACUCCGUACCGCAGCAGGUCGUCAGUUCGCUAGCGGAGUGCUUCUCGCGGCUCGAGAGAGCCAAAACGGAGCUGGACAUCGAAGAGUACUCAUUCAGUCAGACGACACUAGAGCAAGUGUUUCUGAAAUUUGCCCACUACGAUGAAGAAACGUCCAGUGUGCAGUAG